Messenger RNA from Aphanomyces astaci, 1324 nucleotides. RefSeq lists its product as hypothetical. The record is from RefSeq and is a predicted model, not a curated record. The coding region runs from base 19 to 1245 and encodes 408 amino acids. The transcript has a single exon. Gene Ontology annotation, molecular function: protein binding. Lineage: Eukaryota; Oomycota; Saprolegniomycetes; Saprolegniales; Verrucalvaceae.
GCCAGUUCAGUGUGCGACAUGGGAACCUCACACUCGCGCCAUCUAAAUCUCCUGCUUCUCGUCACACUUUCCAACCUGCAUUGGACUACACAUAUGGGCACCCAUGGCUCCCGCCACGCUGUGGCCACUUCUAUGAUGAGCUCCGCCCCCCACAGCUCGCUCUUUGUGUUUGCCAAACCGUCCCUUGCUGAUGCGUCCUCCGUCGCGUCGCCGCUAAGCUCGUCGAGCAGCAGCCAAACAAGCUCCACUCCCACAUCUAUCGAUCCGUCUGGCUACACUCACUUGGACCCUGCCCUCGACGUGCUUCGUGCGCGUGGAGUUUUGAGACUUAUCACUCAGUUCCAAGACGGCUUGGACGGAAAAUUGCACGCGUUAGUGGCAGCCUAUACCGCCAUGCCAAGCCAUAACGAAGCGUUCAUUGUGCGGGCCAUACUAUCGCGUGGGUCGUCGUCAAAAAACAGCCGCCCUCGUCGUUCUCGUCACAACUUGAUGCAUUCACAGCAGGAUCAUCAUCCCAGCAGAGGCGCGGUGCCCCCCCCCACCACCACAUCCCAUCCAUACGACGACCAGCAGCAUCAUCCACUAGAAACGGUCAAGACGCUGUACCGGUUCCGACGCCGCGAAGUGUUCACACCCGCUUGUCUGGUGUAUUUGGCCAAACACGGGUCCCUCCGGUUACUUGCAUACUUGCACGCUGUUGGAUGCACAGCCUUUACACCGCAAGUGAUGGACGCGGCGGCGCAGUACGGACACUUGAGUCUCGUUCAGUUUCUGCACACGCAUCGACUAGGAUGCACGACAGCCGCGAUGAAUGGCGCGGCGAGAAGUGGACAUUUGGACAUUGUGAAGUUUCUGCACGCCCACCGGUCGGAAGGAUGUACGUCGGCGGCGAUGGACGGCGCCGCGAACAACGGACAUGUCGACGUGGUUAAGUUUCUGCAUGCCCACUGCAAGGACACCUGUGACAUGGACUCGGCUCUCAAACUUGCGACGGACAAGGGACAUUUGGAGAUUGUGCGGUUUCUGCACGACCUGGACGACGCCAACAACGUGCUCAACGUGCUCGUGUGGGCGGCGCGAAAGGGACAUUUGGACAUUGUGAAGUACAUGCAGGAAACCCACAAAGAAGCGAUUGUGCGGUUCAACCACCAUGUCAUUUACACGGCGACGGAGCGAGGGCAUACUGACAUUGUCGAGUAUUUGACUGACGGAGCUCGAGGCGGAUUGAUCCACACAGCGGCGUAGAAUGUAGAGUAUUUAAUCAUUUUAUUUACUGGGAACUAACUGUACCUAACCACUGGAUACAUAAAGUACAUAAGCGUUC